AUAGAUUAGAGAAGGAGUCUUUGUAUUUGAAAAAGCAGAUUAAAGCAACAUCCAACCUCCUCUCUGCCACGAUUUCCCUACUCGAGAGGAGUCGAUUCGGGUGUUUAUUGGUGUCCUUACCAUGGCUCACGCACGGGAGGUAUAUACAUUCCUGAUUCGGAGACUGACAUGAGUGGUCUGCUAGGGGAGGGCCGACUGCCUGGGCCACCGUUAUGCUUUUUUGUCUACUAAGCACGGGAAUACCACAAGCUACUACUAGCGAGCUAUGUGUAAAAAGUCACUAUAGUUAUGACUUAUCCCGUACACAAGAAAUAACACCAGAAUUAUGUUCGACAGCGCGUGCUUAUAGAUAUCCGUACUUAAUAGAACAGCUCUUUUUUGUUACACCACGCCCCCCUUCUGGCUCCACUAGCAGAAUUUGCUCGCAGAAUAUACGCGGGUUGAGCCAGGGGAAACGCUCCGGUAGGUUGGACUCCUUAUCGGGAUCUGUAUCCUAAUGAUUCCCCGAACGAACUAGGGGACGUAACUCAACCAUGUAGAAGGCCCUAAGAUGAUACAUAUUAUAUGGAGGGGGGGCAUAAGCGCGAAAGGCCCAACAGAGUCGAUACCAGCUGCAAGCGGUAGCAGGAAUAGAAGCAAGUGAUCAAAUAGCUUUUUGUUU
Molecule: messenger RNA, 661 nt
Organism: Daldinia caldariorum
Lineage: Eukaryota; Fungi; Ascomycota; Sordariomycetes; Xylariales; Hypoxylaceae
Exons: 2
Coding region: 213-497 (94 amino acids)
Source: RefSeq, a predicted model, not a curated record